AUGGCAAUGUCAAGCAGUAAUGACUUCACACCCCCUUCAUCAGCAUUCCCCAGUAUUGCACAAUGGCUAGGAAUGCUUGAGGCCAAUGCAGACUUCAAUCCCAAUCAACUAUGCUUCACUCAAUAUGUCUCUGAGAUCAAUGAGCAGGGGUAUCAUUGCUUGGAUGAGCUUCAGAAUAAGGGGCUUUGUGAACUCGGUGUUGACAUUCCCCCUGGUCUUUCAGAGAAAUUGGGCCGUGCAAUGCAACAGGAAGUUAGAAAAUUUCUCGCAAAUCUUGAUGUCACACAAACCUUAGUGAUUGUUCCUUUCAUAUUUUACUUCACAUUACAGAAAUAA
Cantharellus anzutake is the source of this 336-nucleotide messenger RNA. RefSeq lists its product as uncharacterized. Bases 1 to 336 code for a protein of 111 amino acids. The record is from RefSeq and is a predicted model, not a curated record. Lineage: Eukaryota; Fungi; Basidiomycota; Agaricomycetes; Cantharellales; Hydnaceae. The transcript has a single exon.